GAAAGUAGUGUAGAUCGUGCAAGCAGGAUACCUUCCGCGAUUCCAUCCAAGACAAAGAUGAAGGAAGCGCAAAUACAGUGAAAGAAAAUUUAGGAAACAAAACAAGAACAAGGUCCCUUUCUCUUCUUUUUUUGUCCUAAUUUAAGCACAAAAGCUACAAAUUUCUCCCUCAUAUCAUAUUCCCAUUGAUCGUCCAUCCUAAAUACUGAGUAUUACUCUUCUCUCUCUCUCACGCACAUCACACUCUUUGCGUGAGAGAGAAAUACCUCCAUUAUACUUUCUCCUGCUCUGAGUAUAUUCUGCCCAGAUCUGGGUUUUGAAGUAAUUGGACCAAGCCCCAUUUCAAGCUCCUCUGACGUCCAGUUGAAAACUCCAUUCAUUUCUCUGAGGCCAGAGACGGAGCUUUUAAGUGUAGAUUGUUGGCAUUGAGUGAUUAGAAUGGCAAAAUCUCGGCAGCAUUUUCCUGCUGAUGAAGUGUUGUCAUCCUCGCCCACUGGUGUCCGGUCGAGGGAAUGGGAAGGUCCGGGCAGGUGGACAGAGUAUUUGGGUCAUGAUGUGGCCUCAACAGCGGCACAUAAAGCCUCUAGGACUGCUGGCACUGAUGGAACAGCAGCCCAUAGCUCGAGUGGGUCUAGUCAUAAAGGACUGAACAUGCAGUGGGUAUACCAGCUCACACAAGUAGCUGAGGGGCUGAUGGCCAAAAUGUAUAGAUUAAAUCAGAUUUUGGAUUAUCCUGAUGUGAUUGGUCAUGUGUUUUCUGAGGCAUUUUGGAAGUCUGGGGUGUUCCCAAACCAUCCAAAGAUAUGUAUAUUCCUCUCAAGAAAGUUCCCUGAGCAUCACAGCAAGCUGCAGCUUGAACGAGUUGACAAGAUUUCUCUAGAUGCUAUGAAUGAUGGUGCCGAAGUUCAUCUACAAAGUUUGGAACCAUGGAUUCAGUUGCUUCUUGACCUGAUGGCUUUUCGGGAACAUGCUUUGAGGCUUAUAUUGGACCUGAGCAGUACAGUGAUUACCUUGUUGCCCCAUCAGAACUCUCUUAUACUGCAUGCAUUUAUGGACCUCAUCUGUGCAUUUGUUCGUGUCAAUCUGUUUUCCGAGAAGAUUCCAAGGAAAAUGAUGCUGCAAACAUAUAAUCUUUUGCAUGCCAUAUCAAGAAAUGACAGAGACUGUGAUUUUUAUCAUCGGUUAAUUCAAUUUGUUGAUUCCUAUGAUCCACCCUUGAAGGGUCUGCAUGAAGAUCUCAAUUUUGUCAGUCCUCGCAUUGGAGAGGUAUUAGAGGCGGUUGGUCCCAUUAUAUUCUUAUCUACCGAUACAAGGAAGCUGCGGAAUGAGGGCUUUUUAAGUCCAUUCCAUCCUCGAUAUCCUGACAUACUUACAAAUUCUGCACAUCCAAUGAGAGCCCAAGAUCUUGCAAAUGUUACUUCUUAUCGUGAAUGGGUAUUAUUUGGGUAUCUUGUUUGUCCUGAUGAGCUUCUCAGGGUAACAAGCAUUGACAUUGCUUCGGUUGUACUAAAGGAGAAUUUAGUCCUUCCCUUGUUCAGAGACGAGGUGAGUUCUAGUAUGUCAGCUAUGAGGAGCACAAUCUUCAUCUCUGCUUACAUUAUUACUUUUAUAUGUAAUUUUCAGUAUAUACUAUUGCAUGAAGACUAUCAGUUAUAUGUUUUGCCUCGGAUACUGGAGUCAAAGAAGAUGGCGAAGUCUGGGCGCACAAAACAAAAAGAAGCAGAUCUGGAGUAUAGUGUUGCCAAGCAGGUUGAGAAAAUGAUAAGUGAAGUGCAUGAACACGCAUUAUAUUCUUGUGAUAUCAUACACCGUGAAAGGAGAAUAUUUUUAAAACAAGAGAUUGGAAGAAUGGUUCUCUUUUUUACAGAUCAGCCUAGCUUAUUGGCUCCUAAUAUUCAGAUGGUAUUUUCCGCAUUGGCUUUUGCUCAAAGUGAGGUACUUUGGUACUUCCAACAUGUUGGAGUAGCAUCAUCAAAAUCAAAAACUGCUCGAAUGGUUGCAGUAGAAAUUGAUUCAAGUGAUCCAACGAUUGGUUUCCUAUUGGAUGGAAUGGACCGCCUUUGUUGUCUAGUGCGGAAGUAUAUUGCUGCAAUCCGAGGCUAUGCCUUAUCGUACCUGUCAUCCUGUGCUGGUAGAAUACGAUUUCUGUUGGGAACGCCUGGGAUGGUUGCUCUUGACCUUGAAGCAACCUUGAAGGGACUUUUCCAGAAGAUUGUUCAACAGCUAGAAAGCAUACCAAAGCCACAGGGUGAAAAUGUUUACGCCAUCACAUGUGAUUUAUCUGAUUUACGCAAAGAUUGGCUUUCAAUAUUGAUGGUUGUUACUUCUGCUCGGUCUUCUAUAAAUAUUCGGCAUUUGGAAAAGGCUACUGUUUCUACUGGAAAGGAAGGAUUGUUAUCUGAAGGAAAUGCUGCAUACAACUGGUCCAGGUGUGUUGAUGAACUUGAAGCUCAGUUAUCUAGACAUGGGAGUCUGAAGAAGCUAUACUUCUAUCAUCAGCAUCUUACAACAGUCUUCCGUAACACCAUGUUUGGGCCAGAAGGUCGUCCACAACAUUGUUGUGCAUGGCUUGGUGUUGCUAGUAGCUUUCCUGAAUGUGCUUCUUCAAUUGUACCUGAGGAGGUAACUAAAAUUGGCCGUGAUGCUGUUCUCUAUGUUGAGUCCCUUAUUGAAUCCAUCAUGGGAGGAUUGGAAGGGCUAAUCAAUAUUCUUGACUCUGAGGGUGGUUUUGGCUCUCUCGAGAUGCAGCUUGUGCCAGAGCAGGCUGCCCAUCUCAUGAAUUUGACUUCAAGAAUAUCUACUCCUUCAGUAAAAUCCCCUAAAACAAUGUCUGGUUUUCAUUUGCCCGGCUAUGAGAGCUACCCAGAAAACAAUAAUUCUAUUAAGAUGUUAGAAGCUGCUAUGCAGAGGCUAACAAAUCUUUGCUCAGUCUUGAAUGAUAUGGAGCCUAUCUGUGUCCUAAACCAUGUCUUUGUUCUGAGGGAGUACAUGAGAGAAUGUAUACUUGUGAACUUUAGAAGGAGACUGCUAGCUGUUCUUAAAAGUGAUAAUGAUCUACAACGCCCUUCUGUAUUAGAAUCACUUAUUCGCAGACAUACAGCUAUAGUCCAUCUAGCUGAACAACAUGUUAGCAUGGACCUGACACAGGGCAUCCGUGAAAUUUUACUGACGGAGGCAUUCUGUGGUCCAGUUUCAUCUCUACAUUUGUUUGAGAAAGCUGCAGAGCAGUACACAGGAUCUGCAACUGAAGCUGUGUGCAACUGGUACAUCGAAAACAUUGUCAAUGAUGUGUCUGGUGCUGGUAUACUUUUUGCACCACUCCAUAAAUGCUUCAAGAGCUCAAGGCCUGUUGGGGGAUAUUUUGCUGAGUCAGUCACUGAUCUUAGGGAAUUAAAAGCUUUUGUUCGGAUUUUUGGCGGUUAUGGAGUUGACAGGUUUGACAGAAUGAUGAAAGAACACACAGCUGCACUGCUGAACUGCAUUGACACAUCACUACGUGCCAACCGUGAGAUUUUGGAGGCAGUUGCAGGAAGCAUGCAUUCUGGUGACCGGAUAGAUAGAGACACAAAUAUCAAGCAGAUUGUUGAUAUGGACACCAUGGUGGGGUUCUGUGUACAGGCAGGACAAGCUAUUGCUUUUGAUUGUCUUCUAGCAGAAGCUGCUGGAGCUGUACUGCAGGAAGGUGCUCCUCUAAUACAUUCUUUACUAACAGGGGUUGCUAAGCAUUUACCUGAGGAAAUUCCCGAGAAGAAGGAAAUUAGAAGGUUGAGAAGGGUGAUAAACAGUGUGACUCUAGCUGAUGACCAUGACUCAGAGUGGGUCAGAUCAAUUUUUGAAGAGGUUGGGGGUGCAAGUGAUGGUUCAUGGAGCUUGUUGCCAUAUUUAUUUGCCACAUUCAUGACUUCAAAUAUCUGGAGUACUACAGCUUUCAAUGUUGAUACUGGAGGUUUCAACAACAAUAUUCACUGCUUGGCAAGGUGUAUUUCUGCUGUUAUUGCAGGAAGUGAAUUCGUGAGACUUGAAAGAGAAAAUCAACAGAAACAAUCUUUUUCAAAUGGCCAUGUUGAUGAGGCAUUAGAUCCUGAGACACAGAACCGGUCUUCGGUGGAGGCAAGCAUUAAGUCCACAAUGCAACUGUUUGUCAAAUUCUCUGCUGGAAUUAUCCUGGAUUAUUGGAAUGAACAUAACAGAUCUCAUAUUGUAGCAAAGCUUAUAUUCCUGGACCAAUUUUGUGAGAUCUCUCCAUACCUGCCAAGAAGCUCGCUAGAAGCCCAUCUUCCUUUCGCAAUUCUCCGCUCCAUAUACACCCAAUACUACUCAAAUUCCUCUCCUGUGCACGCGCAACUUGCAUUGCUCAACGCAUCUCCCCGGCAUUCGCCUGCUAUACUUGCGCACACAUCUCCAGCAAUGAGGCAGCCGCCCCACCGGGAAGAGUCUACUCCACAUUCGACUCUUAAUGAUUCCGGCUAUUUCAAGGCAUCAUCAAGCCAUAACCAAAAUCAACUAUAUGACACUGAAAAUAAAGCUCGGAAUACGAGGCGGUCUGGGCCGUUGGAUUAUAGUGCCACUCGCAAAGUGAAGUUUAUGGAAGGCUCAACAUCAUCAAGCACAGGUCCAAGUCCCUUGCCAAGGUUUGCAGUGUCCAGAUCCGGUCCCAUAUCAUACAAGUAGUAGAAACAAUGCCCCAAAACUUUAAUGUACAUUUGCUUCCUGUUAAUGUCAAUAUUUCAAAGUGGUAAUUCUGUCUACUACUAUGCUCAUAUAAUUUUGACGCUGUUUAUUCAUAUUUGGAAAUUUUAUUUUAUUUAUUCCUUGUUAUUCUCAUUCACUUCA
Messenger RNA from Ipomoea nil (Japanese morning glory), 4833 nucleotides. Its product is annotated as protein NAP1. Bases 439 to 4671 code for a protein of 1410 amino acids. Gene Ontology annotation, cellular component: SCAR complex. Gene Ontology annotation, biological process: cell morphogenesis; cell migration; cell projection assembly. Lineage: Eukaryota; Viridiplantae; Streptophyta; Magnoliopsida; Solanales; Convolvulaceae. The record is from RefSeq and is a predicted model, not a curated record. The transcript has 23 exons.